Molecule: messenger RNA, 458 nt
Organism: Paramecium primaurelia
Lineage: Eukaryota; Ciliophora; Oligohymenophorea; Peniculida; Parameciidae
Source: the annotation of a GenBank genome assembly
AUGUAUCAUAAAACAAUCAAAAACAACUUAAUCGUCAUUAUCAAUCAAGAUUACAAAGUGGAACAACUUAUAACACUACCCAACAUAUUGGAUAUUCUACUCUUAUAUUUAAUGAAGUGGAAUGAUUCAGUUUCAAGUUCAGCAUUUAGAGGUCAAAUUAAAAUGAGAUCAAAUUUACACUUAAGCAAAAUUAAUCUUACAUGAAGAGUGGAUUCUAAAUUCAAUUUAGAUAAUAGACAAGACUUAUCACUUUAAGAAACUAAUAGAAGAGCAACAAAUAUUAGAUUCUUUUAAUAGAUAAAUAGUUCUCAAUAGAAAUAAUUUGUAUUAAUCGGUAAUUAAGAAAAAUUGAUUCUAAUGAAGUGAAAAGAAGAAUGAAAUUUGAUCCAUAAGGUAAUCAUUAAUUAAUCUAUUUUUAAAUAUUGAAUAUAUCUAAUAUUGGAAAAACAUUUUAUUGA